UAAAGCACUUAAAUCAAAAUCAGCAGGCCAGAAUUACAAUAUUCCCCUUUUCCAAACUCAAUACUACACUCCAAUAGGUGGCGCUAAUGCGCCUUAAAGUGGUUUACAAACGAUCAUAAAACGUAAAAGAAGAAUAUGGUCGUUCUGAGAAGAAAUAACAGGAGAAAUCAAAGCAGAAACAGCUGAAUUCUGUGUGUUGUACUAUUAUAAAGAUGGAGAUUAUUAAAGUGGAGAUUGAAGACAUGAGUGAUCCAGAAACAUCCAGAAUAAAACAUGAAGAUACUGAGGAACAAAUAGACUGGAUGGAAGUGAAACAGCAAAGACAAGACCUGAAUGAAGCAGAGGGAAGUCAUACCUUCACAACUCAAGGAACAAAAGCCAAAAAUCUGCACUCCUGCACUCAGUGUGGAAAGAGUUUCACACAAAAAAGAAACCUUAACAAACAUAUAAGAAUUCACACUGGAGAGAAACCGUAUCCAUGCACUCAGUGUGAGAAGAGUUUUACUCAAGCAUCGGGUCUCAGGAAUCAUCUGCUCCUUCACUCUGGAGAAAAAACAUUUAUCUGUGAUCAGUGUGGUAGAAAGUUCAUUUUGUCAUCACAUCUAAAACAACACCUGAAAGUUCAUUCAGAUGAGAAGCCUUAUGUGUGUUCUCUCUGUGGAAAGAGUUUUUCACGACUGGACUGUUUUAAACUGCACCAGAAAACACACAAUGAAGUGAGAGAUUAUAUAUGUUGUGAGUGUGGGAUGACCUUUACUAGAGAUGACCAUUUGAAACAGCACCAAAGAAUUCAUACUGGAGAAAGACCUUACAAGUGCUCAUAUUGUGACAAAAGUUACACUGUAUCUGGAAACCUGAAAGUGCAUGAGCGAAUUCAUACUGGAGAGAAGCCGUACGACUGUACUCAGUGUGGAGUUGGUUUUGCACGUAAAGACAGUCUGAAGAAACACACAAAAAUUCACACUGGAGAAAAACCAUUCGCUUGCCAUCAGUGUGGAAAAAGUUUCAUACAAAAACCACAUCUUAUCAAGCACAUAAGUACUCACACUAAACAAACGCCUUACGUUUGCCCUCAGUGCAGAUGGAGCUUUACAACUGAAUACAAACUUAAGAUACACCUACAUGUUUGUCCUGGAGAGAAAUCAUACUCCUGUCCUCAGUGUGGAAAGGGUUUCGCACAUAAAUCAAGUCUUAGUUGUCAUCUGCGUGUUCACUCUGGAGAAAGACCUUUUAAGUGUACACAUUGUGACAAAAGUUUCACUCGGUCAGGAACCUUGAAAAAACACGAGCGACUUCAUUGCAACCACCAUAGACUGUCGAGAGAACGUGCCACUGCUUGUAUGGGAAGAGUUUCGCCCAAUCAGGAGGUUUCGGGACUCACAGAAAAAGCAGUUUCUCCCAUCUUAGAAGUUGCUGAGUAGUCUAUCAAUGUGUACUAUAUACCAAUAUCAAUGUAUUCUGAUUGUACAUCAUGAAAUAAGAAAUAAAACAUUUUGUCU
Messenger RNA from Rhinichthys klamathensis goyatoka, 1499 nucleotides. RefSeq names its product gastrula zinc finger protein XlCGF52.1-like. The transcript has 2 exons. Lineage: Eukaryota; Metazoa; Chordata; Actinopteri; Cypriniformes; Leuciscidae. The record is from RefSeq and is a predicted model, not a curated record. The coding region runs from base 213 to 1421 and encodes 402 amino acids.